AUGGACGCCUUCGAGCACUACUUCCAAGCGGCAGACGCGGACAGGGACGGCCGGAUCAGUGGCGCUGAAGCCGUCGCCUUCUUUCAGGGAUGCGGCCUCCCCCAGAUGACCCUCGCCAAGGUCUGGCAGUAUGCGGACUCGCGCCAAGCGGGGUUCCUCCACCGCCCAGAGUUCUUCCACGCCCUUCGCCUCAUCACCGUUGCCCAAUCCGGUCGCGACAUCAACCCAGACGUCGCCCGAGCCACCUUCUCAGGCCCGGCAGUGGCCCAGAUCCCCGCACCUAGGAUUACCGUGCCUCCGAGGCCCGGAGCUGCUGCCAGACCAGGCGGGCCGCCAGGCACCAUGCAGCAAUCUGGUGCGUCUGGUGCGCCGGGGACCAUGCAGAGUGGCACACCCGGGGGCUUGCAACCAGGGCCUCUUGGACCCGCAUACGGCCGUGGUCAGCCAGCAGGUGCUCCUAUGCCAGGUCAGCCUGCAUCCGGGCCUUCCUGGCAGCCUGCUACUGCGAAGCCUGCAGCAGAGAAGGAUCCGUUUGCGGAUUUUGGAGUGCUUGGAGGCAAGAAGAGUGCCGCCCAGACCCAGAGUGGCGCCAAGGGUGCUGCUGCCGCCCAAAGUGUUGCCACAGACGCAGCAGCAGCAGCAGCACUGGAUGCUUUUGUGAUGAAAGACGUGGCUGUAGUGCCUCCAGCUGCUGUGUCUUCCGCUGUGGUAACAGCAGGUGGGGGGCAAGCAGCAGAAGGAACAGCAGGCGCGGGAGCAGGGGCAGCAGCAGGGGCAGCAGGGCAAGGGGCGGGCGCAGCAGCAGGGGGCGCGCAGGGGCAGGAAGGAGAGGGGUUUCUGAUGGUCCCGGGGGAUCCCCAGCCAUGGCCGAGAAUGGGGGUGGCGGAGGCACAGCGGUAUGCGCAGGUGUUUGUGGGCGUGGAUGGGGACAGGGAUGGGAAGAUCACGGGCAAGGAGGCGAGGAAAGUGCUCAUGGCUUCACAAGUUCCCAUUGACGUGCUGAAGCAGGUGUGGGACCUCUCAGAUGAGGACAAGGACGGCAACUUGACUCUCCGCGAGUUCUGCACCGCCUCCUACCUCAUCGAGCGCUACAAGUCGGGACGAAAGCUGCCGCCCACGCUGCCACGUGGCUUCCACGUGGACGAACCGGUGCAGGACCAGCGCACGGCCAUUGCUGCGAAACGAUUGGCCGAGGCGCAGGCGGCGCUGACUCAGCACUCGCAGGGGGUGAACGUGCCCACGUGGCAGCGCGAUCCAGGUGUUCUGGUUUCGCCAACGAAAGGUGCACCCAGAAAGGACGCUGCGAUGGAUCAGAAGAAAAAGGCAGUGUUUUUCCGUGACAAAAUGCAGGAGAUUGUCAUGUUUAAGAGUCGCUGUGACCUCCGCCUUGCUGACGUCUCUGAACAGGCUGACGUGGAGAAAAAGGAGAUGGAGGAACUGGCCCGGAAGUAUGACGACAAGUACAAGGCGGCUCAGCUGUCGGCUGGGAAGCUUGCAGCAGAGGAGCGAGCACUGCAGCAGAUGCAGGAGAAGGCUCACAUCAUCAUGAACGCAACGUCAAGGCUGGACCGAGGAGGCGACCCCAACCAGCUGCUGCAGGACAAGGCGGACCGCUUGGCUCUGGAGGUGGAGGAGAUGCGCAAGGCGGUGUUCGCGCAUGCCACUGCCAUCGGGCUCAAAGUGCGGCCCCUUGUGGGAUCCGAAACUCCCUUUGGCUGGCAGGCGAAUCUUCAGGAGAAAGCAACAGACUGGGACGACGAGUGGGACGACGUGCAGUUUGAAGGGCUGGUGGUGGUGCGGGAUAUUGGAGACACCCCAUUAGCUGAGAACGAAGACCCGUUCCCGAGGCCGAAAUCCAAGAAGCAGGAGGAGAAGGGUGGGGCGUCAGCAGCAACUGAAACUGGCAAGGGAGAAGGGGAGGAGGGUGCGGGAGAGGGAGAGGUGGAGGAUGGGAAGCGGGGAGAGGGGAUGGCCGGGGUUGAUGGUGCUGCGAAUACAGGAGGGGAAGGCCUAGGAGGUGCCAAGGAGAACGAGGAGAAGGAGAAGCAGGAGAAGGAGAAGGAGGAGGAGAAGAAGAGGAAGAAGAAGGAGAAGAGCAUGGGCUCGGCUCCGUCCGGUCCAGCUGACUUCUUCUCUCCAGAGGAGGAUGAGGAUGCGGAUUCAAACGAGGCUAUGAUUGGUGUGCAGAGGCAUGGGGAGGAGGACGAGGAGGAGGAAGAGGAGGAGGUGGAGGAGAUUGUGAUGGAUUCGACGCCUGUGCUGCAGAUUACAGCAGGAGGAGAGGGAGAGGGAGGGGGAAGGGGGAGCAAGGACGGGAUGAUGGAAGGGGUGGUUGCAGGAGGGGCAGGAUCAGGAGCGGAGGAAAAGCAGACCAAGGAAGCAGAAGCAGGAGCUGGAGGAAAGGAAGCCGAGAGAGAAGGGCAGGAGAUCGAUGGGGAGACUUCGACGUCAGCAGUGCAAGAGGAGAGUGCAGCAUCGGCCUCACCUGGUGCUUCCAAGGAGAUUCUUGGAUUCCCCUUCCAAGGCUGUGCCGACAGUGAAGGUGGCGCUGCAGUAACAGAGACCAAAUCCGGGUCCUUCGCAUUUGAUUUCUCAGCAGAACCAGAGGAGGACCCGUUCGGCGCAGGUGGAGGAGCAGCUGCAGACCCUUCAGAAUCCGCGUCUCCCUUCCCCACCUCGUUUAGCACUGAGGGGCGGCGGAGGAGUGGAAACGAUGAGGCUCAGUCGCCUCUUACGCACGCUGCUGUGGGUCAGGAAGAUAGCCCUAUCCACUCCCAGCAGCAGCAGCAGCUGGGUGGUGCUGCCGAUACGUUUGAGUCCUCGCCGUUUCACGCCAAUCCGGUUGACGCCGCGCCGUUUGAUGCCUCUCAGUUUGACCAGGGUUUCGGCCGCGAUUCCAGCUUUGGCCGGGACCCGAGCUUCUCCAGGGAUUCAAGCUUCAAGGGGUAUGGGGGGAGCAUAUUUGAUUCUGCCACUGGCGCAGCGAGUUUCAAGGGUGGAUUUGACGCGAGCGCGUUCGACUCGGCCACGGGUGCAGCAAGCUUCAAGGGGGGUUUUGAUGCGAGUACGUUCGACCAGCAUUACGGUGGAGUGGGGGCGUUUGAUCAGCAUUACGGUGCGGGCGGUGCUGCUCUCGACACCUCCUCCUCCUUCCGUUCCUCUCAUUACGGUGCUGGUGGUGCUGCUCUCGACACCUCCUCCUCCUUCCGUUCCUCUAUGGACUCCCCAUCCGGCCCUCAUGCCCGGCAUUACGGUGCUGGUGGUGCUGCUCUCGACACCUCCUCCUCCUUCCGUUCCUCUGUGGACUCCCCAUCCGGCCCGCACGCUCGGUCUGGCGAGUACCAUCACGGCCAUUUCCAACUCGACCACUCCCUCUCCAACGAUCGUCUCGACUCAAACUUUGAGUCAACUCGGAAACUUCCUCACUUUCCCACCCACCCACUCCCUCCCCUUCCCAGUCUGGCGAGUUCCAUCCGGGCCAGUUCCAAUCCUUUGCCAGUGGCUUCGACGACCAUGCUAUCUCACUCGCCCACCUUUGUACUCCUCCCAUCUUCCCCCAUCUCCCCCCAUCUCUCCCCAUCUCCCCCCAUCUCCCCCCCAUCUCCCUCCAAUCCCUCAUUCCAGUCUGGCGAGUUCCAUCCCGGCCAGUUCCAAUCCUUCGCCAGUGGCUUCGACGACCAUUUCGACUCCAACCCCUACGGAGCAAGUGCGGGGACUAUGGCAGGAGGAAGAGGAGGCGGAGGAGGAAGGGGAGAGGAAGAGGAGGAGGUGCAUAGCAGUGAGGAGGAGGACAGUGGAGGGGACCCCUUUGCCAAUCUCCGAAGCAGUGGGGGCGGUGCGGGCGGUAACCAGCAUGUUACCGCGUCGCACUUCGACGCGUACAACUAUGACAAGGCGGCGGAAGAGGCGGAAACACCCGGGGCUGCGAGGCAGGGGGGGGUGCAGCCGGCGACACCUGGACUCCCUCCUCCCCGUUCAUUGUCGCAUCAGGCUGGGAAUGCAGCAGCCGAGCGCAUUCACCACGGCGAUGCCCUUUCUCGAGCCAUCAUUGAUGGGUUUCUUGAUGACCCCACACUCAUCGAUUUCAGUUUUCCUGACCAGAUAUGUGGCACAUGGCACCACAACUACACUCGCAUGCACCAGCAAAUCCGGGCAGCCAGCAAAAAUCCCUCUGGCGACCCCCCGGCCGACACGCCGCCCGUGAAAUUUCUCACCUUUGACGGCCUCAGCCACUGCGACAGCCUCGGGGAGACCCUCAUGGGGCUGACGUCAGCGUUCACUGUAGCUAUCCUCACUAACAGGGCCUUCGUUAUAAAGCACCCGUGCAUCCCCAUGGCGUUUGAACCGGCGUUGAUCGACUGGCAGCCGACAGAAGACGUGGGAUUCGAGCCCGUCAGAAACGAAACUUUUCCGCUCGAGCAUCCUGACCGGGCGGUCACGCCGCCAAUUGGAGCGAGCGAUAUUGUGGAGAUCAAUCUAGAAUUACAUCCCGAGGCGCACCCGGAAAAGGUGUUUCCGCAGGUGGAAGCUGCGCGGAACUUGCGUGUGGUGUGGAAUAAGGACCUUCUGGUGCAUAUGCUGAAGGGGGCGAAUGAGUCGGUGUGGGGAGGGAGACUCAAAGACAUGGGUGUCAGUAUCCCGUACGCUUUCGGCUGCUUUGUGCGAUACCUGCUGAGGCCCAAGCCAGAGGUGUGGCACAGGAUGCAGCCGUUUGAGAAGCAGCUCAGGGGAAGCAGGUGGGGAGCACAGGCCCAAGCCGGAGGUGUGGCACAGGAUGCAGCCGUUUGA
Molecule: messenger RNA, 4788 nt
Organism: Closterium sp. Naga37s-1
Lineage: Eukaryota; Viridiplantae; Streptophyta; Zygnematophyceae; Desmidiales; Closteriaceae
Source: the annotation of a GenBank genome assembly